AUGAUUGGAAAAUGGAGGCAAUGGGAGAAUGGACCGGAAUGUACACUUGUACCACCAUCGAGGAGGCUGACUUCAAAAGCCUUAUGCCAGGGCAACGAUGACAGCCACCACCACCACGCCGGCGGCGGCGGUGGAGGCGUAUCCGGAGAUCACCACGGUGGUUUCUGGAACGUGGGCCCGCACGAGCUCAGCCUCAACGUCAACGCGGCGUCGUUUUACAACCCGAUGGACGUCAGUGCAGGUUUCUGCAGCUUCUCUAUCUUCAGCUUCUGUCAGGAGACCAGCAGCUACAGCGGUGGCUACUUCCCGGCCAUGGCGGCGUCGGCAGACGAUAACAACACGAACAAUAACGGGUCAUCGAUGGAUUUCGGAAUGGAGGACGUGACGACGACAACGAUCAACACGAACUCGUACCUUGUCGGCGACGAAACGAGUGAUUGCAACGUUAAUGCCGAGGAAUAUUCCGGAAAGGGUCACUUGCCGUUGGAGACUGUGGUUGAGAGCCACGACGAGAAUCUCCAGCCGGAAAUCUCCGUCACGACCGACCAGAAAUCCCUCAACCACUCCGACAGUUCGAAGAAACGGUCGCAUGCAACAUCAACUGACAGGAACAAGAGGAACACAAAGGCGAGGAGGAACCAAAAGAAUAGCAGCGGCAAUAACGAAGAAGAUGAAGGCCGGGAAGAGGAGGAGGAGAGCAAGGCGGCGGCCAUGAACAGGCAGAACUCGAGCAUCACUUGUUGUUCUGAGGAUGACUCCAAUGGCGGAGGAGAAGCUUCCUCCUGCAAGGCCGGACGCACCUCCUCGGCUCUCAACCUCAAUGGCAAGACUAGGGCUAGCCGUGGAGCCGCCACCGACCCACAGAGCCUCUACGCAAGGAAAAGAAGGGAAAGGAUCAACGAGAGGUUGAGGAUCUUGCAGACUCUUGUCCCUAAUGGAACAAAGGCAAGCAAAAUAUUCAUACAUUUAAUUAAUUUAUAA
Messenger RNA from Tarenaya hassleriana, 981 nucleotides. RefSeq names its product transcription factor bHLH85-like. Gene Ontology annotation, biological process: regulation of DNA-templated transcription. Gene Ontology annotation, molecular function: protein dimerization activity; DNA-binding transcription factor activity. The record is from RefSeq and is a predicted model, not a curated record. Lineage: Eukaryota; Viridiplantae; Streptophyta; Magnoliopsida; Brassicales; Cleomaceae.